Molecule: messenger RNA, 2760 nt
Organism: Naegleria gruberi
Lineage: Eukaryota; Heterolobosea; Eutetramitea; Acrasida; Naegleriidae
Exons: 1
Coding region: 1-2760 (919 amino acids)
Molecular function (GO): protein binding
Source: RefSeq, a predicted model, not a curated record
AUGACUUUUAGAAAUGAAGUUUCUAAGAGAGAUUUAGGAGGUGAAUUGAUCAUGCCACUUCCGGAUGGUGCAUCUGUUAUUGGAUUUGCAAUGCAAGUGGAUGGAGAAUUGAUUGAUGCUGUACCUGUGGAGAAGGAGAGUUCAAAAAAGAUAUUCGAAUCUGAAGUGAGAUCUCACAAACAAGUUUCAAUUGCCGAGAAGGUUGACAAUUCUAAUUGCUUCAAAACACGAGUUUAUCCUCUCGUGUUUGGACAAGAUAAGACCAUUAGAGUCAAGUAUCAAAUCAUCAUGAAAGAAAUUGUUGAAAAUGGAAACAAAUUAUCCGCCUCUGCUUGGUUUCCACUUUCGUAUCAAGAAUUUAAUCUUUUGAGAGAUGCUAAUGUUGAAUUCAUGUUUAAUGAGAGUGCCAUCCAUGACUUCGAUUCCAGUAUUGUAAUGAAAAUGGAAAAUGGAGAGAAGUUAAUUAAGUCUGGUUCUAAUUCAAACAUUCAAAGAUUGGAAAAAAGUGAUUUGAGUAAAAGCUUAACAGGUUUCUCAAUUGAGUUGGUAAGAAAGGUAAAGAGCACUGAUAAUAUUUUGUUAGCUACUGAGAAUGACUACUUUAUGGUUUCACUUCCUGUUUCUGCAAUUCCAGAAGAGUUAAAAUUAGAGAGCAUUGGAAAUAAGGUUCAAAUAAUUUGGGAUGUUUCGCUCAGUCAAUCAGAUCAACAUGAGGAAAAUGUAAAUCUCUUGAAAUUAAUUCUCAAUAGAUUAGAAAAUGGUCCUAUUACCUUAUCAUUAUUUAGUAAUACCAUAGUUGACCAACAAGAAUUUAAUUCAAAAGAAUCUCUUUUACUAUUUAUUCAAAACAGCGUAGUCUAUGAUGGUGCCUCUAAUAUGAAGCUAUUUGGAGAAGAAUUGAUCUGUAGCAACGUUGAUUAUUGUAUUGCAUUCACAAAUGGAAUUCACAACUUUGGUUUAGAGCUGACACCCAAAUGCACUUUUGAGAAGCCAGUAUUCUUUUUAAACACUUCUGCAAUUACAAACAGUCAACUGUUGAAAAAUAUUGCAGUGAAAUCGGGAGGAGCUUAUUUGAAUGCAAAUGAAACUAGUAUUGAAAAGAUAUUGGAAAUAAUUGGAAAGAAUCAAUUACUUUUUUUGGUAGCUGAUUAUGAGAGUUGUGAUAUGGAACAAGUUUAUCCACACGAACCAGUUGGGGUAAAAGAAGGAGAAGUUUUCAACCUAUUUGGUAAAAUCAAAAAUUUCAAUAAUCCAACAGUUUCAGUUGGUGUCACAUUCAAAUAUGGAUCCAAGAUUAUUCAAACACAGGAAAUUAAUAUUCCAACUACUAGGGUACAAGUUUCCAAAGAAUCUGCCAUAGUUCCACAUUUAUGGGCUCAGGAAAAAAUCCAAUCUCUUUCCUCAUUCUCCCAUCUAUUCAUGGAUGAAAUUAGAAAAACUAGUCAAGAGUUCAGUAUUGUCACUGAAUCAACCUCUCUUCUCGUACUCGAAUCAGUGAGUCAGUACAUUAAAUACAAUAUUGUUCCACCAGAGAGUCUGCCAAAGUGGAGAGAGUCCUUCUUUGAAUCUCAAAAACGAAACGAGUCUUCCACAAAAAAACAGGAAAAGAAAAAACUAAAGCAAUUUAUCAAAAAAUGGAAACUUCGUACUGAUUGGCAUAGAGUAAAUUUUGACAUGGCUACUCUUAAAAGAAUUCAAAGCAAGAAAAAGAGAAGUUUGCUAGGAAGAACUCGAUUUUCUCAAACCUCUGAUGAUAGAAGUUAUGAUAUAAGUGAUGAUAGAAGAGAAAAUGAAAUUCCCACUAGUAGCAAACGUAAAAGGAUUACAAGUACAACUGAUUCAUCAUCCAGUCCAAUAGAAGGUUCCAUUACUAUCACUCCUUGGACUCCAAAUGCAACAUAUUACGAAGCUAUCACCACAGCCCAAGAUCCUUACAUUGAAUAUUUAAACCAGAGAAAAGAAUAUAAGGACUCUCCUGCUUUCUACUUGGAUGUGGCUGAUUACUUUUUGACCAAACAAGGUAACAAAACUCUUGGAGUAAGAAUUUUAUCCAAUAUUGUUGAAUUGGAAUUGGAAAAUGUACAAUUAUACAGAAUUGUUGGAUAUAGAUUGGAUCAAGCUGAUGAAUUGGAAUUAGCCGAAUUGAUAUUCGAAAAGGUCAAGAAAAUCAACUCUUUCGAACCUCAAUCAUUCAGAGAUUUGGCUCUCAUUAAGGAAAGAUUAGGAAAGUAUGAAGAAGCCAUGCAAUUAUUCAAUAAGGUAAUUGUAGGAAAAUGGGAUGAACGUUUUUCUGAAAUUGAACUCACAGUUGCAUUGGAAAUGAACCAUCUCCUUCUCAAAGAUCCAAAUUUGCCAAUAGUUGACCAAAGUUUGAUUUAUAAUUUUGAUCUCGAUAUCCGUAUUAGUAUGGCAUGGGAUACAGAUAUGGUAGAUUUGGAUCUACAUGUUGAAGAACCAAAGCCCUAUGGAGAACAUGCCUACUAUGGUCAUCCCAAUACAAGAAUUAAAGGUCUGGUCUCUAGAGAUUUCAGAGAGGGUUAUGGACCUGAGGAAUACAUGAUUAAGAAAGCCCAACCAGGUGAUUACAUUGCAACCACCAAUUAUUAUUCGAAUUAUUCUCAGGGCUUGACAGGUGGUACAACCGUUUUGUGUACCUUCUUCCUCAAUUAUAUGAGACCUAAUGAGCAAAGAUAUACUUCAACUGUUAGAAUUUCAUCACACAAGGAAAAUGUUCAAGUUUGCAAAAUAUCAAUUGAAUAA